AUGAUUGUCAAGCUAGACAGCCAACGAACAUUGGAUUCCGACUUUGCGCAAGCUUUCAUCCGGGACAUCAUUCUCGAACAAAUUGAAAAGAAUUCAGAAUGGACGUUCAGCCUGGUUGUUUUGUCUUCAUUCGACAUCCCUCCUUGCCACAUCCUCGGCAACCUCGAACUCCCCUCCACAGUCUUAGGACCCAAUCUCAAAGCCUGUGAAUCCAUUGAAUCGCAGCUUCCCAUCAAACUUGCCAACCCUGAUCCACAAGAAAACUGGGACAGUUACAUGCUGCGGCUAAUCACAGACUUAGAUCGAGAGAACGAGCCUUCUACAAUCAUAUGCUUCCUUCCGACCGAAGAUGUCUUCGAAACCUUCCGAACCGCACUCAGUCGGCAGUGGGCUGUGUUCAACCUCGAAACACCCAAUGACGUGAUAAAACUCCAGGCAUGGUGCUAUGCGAAAGACAAUGAAAAUAGCCCGGAGACGACAUCGGCUCUCAUAUUUAGCCAACAGACACCGCAGCUCACAGCCUGUAGCGUGGCAUUGCCCAAUCUGAAACACGUCGUGCUUGCGGAGUCCUCUCGGAGGAUAGUGUACGACCCGGUCAUGGGCCAGCUUAUGGAACAAAUGGUCUCAAUGUCGAGGAAAGAACUCUACAAUCAAAUUGGCUACUCUAAAAAGUGCCAGAGAGCAUCGGAUGUCAUCAUACAUUGCGACUUUGACAUCACUGCAGCAUUGAAGACCAGGCCAUGGAACCCAGAGCCCGUGACGGAGCACGAGUCGGUUUACGAAUGGAUUUAUAAAUGCAUUUCCAGAUGGCCAGAUAAGCCACUUUGUCACUGGCCGGUCGCCCCCCCUUUCGGCAACUGUGAACUAUGGGAGGCUCUCUCAAGGCUCGAAUGGCUCAAAGUUAUCGAUGUGGGGCUGAACCUCGAUAGCUUCAGAGUGAAGAAAGGUUGGGCAGAACUUGUCCAUAACUUCCUCAAAGGUGGUCAGAUCAUACCUGAGGGAGUCUUCUUCAACGCAGCUCUCCUGCUAGCAGAUGUCUGCCAUUCUUUCAGAGAGGAAGAUAUUGAAGAGGAUGAAGCGAGAAUUCUCAUCCGUAUGGCGAUCAUUUCAUCUGUAGGAAUACACUGGCCCAGCCACAGUCACCUUGACCUGAUCGAAUUCAUGGAAAAAGGUGAGGUGUUUACUCUGAAAAACCACCAAAACCUUGGCAAGUUUUUUCAUGGCAUCACAAGGUUGAUGUAUGAUCAAGGAGCUUUGUGGCUGCUCCUGGGGUUCUGGGAAUUUUACCGAGUUCAUACCGACAACUUCACGCUGUCACUUCAUACCUUUGCCUCACAGAAUGAGGAUCACUUCCCUCUUCUGGACAAAACAUUUCAAGUGUAUUCAAGAACGGCCGACAAAAUUUGGAAACAAGUACGCCAGGUUGAAGAAUUCCUGGGUCUCGAGGCAGUGAAAGUAGAAGACAAGCUUCCACUGCUCAACCCCAAAAAGCUUCAUCACCUUGAGGUUAUGCUAGCCCGGAACUGGCUGACACAUCUCAUUUUUCAUCACAAGGUCCCCCAGACCGGAGAUUGGCAAAACAGUAGCGUUUUGAACAACCAUUCCGUCGCUUUCGACCCGAGCCAACUAGGGCCAGACCUCGAGAUGUUGCACAAGAACCACAAGCAUGACUCAAGUGGCUGCUACUUCAUCUACCGACACCUGAGAUGGGAACAAUCUAAAGGCAUUGCUGUUGCUGAGUACCCAACACGAAUAUCGUCCAAAGCUCUGUUCGAGGCAUUGGGAGAUAGAUCAUUACACGGCCUGCGAUUCAAGAUACCCGGUCAAAGAGGCUGA
Molecule: messenger RNA, 1836 nt
Organism: Colletotrichum truncatum
Lineage: Eukaryota; Fungi; Ascomycota; Sordariomycetes; Glomerellales; Glomerellaceae
Source: RefSeq, a predicted model, not a curated record